Molecule: messenger RNA, 2238 nt
Organism: Gopherus evgoodei (Goodes thornscrub tortoise)
Lineage: Eukaryota; Metazoa; Chordata; Testudines; Testudinidae
Gene: MCOLN2
Product: mucolipin 2
Exons: 14
Coding region: 10-1692 (560 amino acids)
Cellular component (GO): plasma membrane; lysosomal membrane
Molecular function (GO): NAADP-sensitive calcium-release channel activity
Source: RefSeq, a predicted model, not a curated record
GCGUGCGCCAUGGACCUGUCGGUGGGGUACGUGGCCAGAGGCCGGACGCUGCUGGCCAGACGUAUGAUGGCUCAACCCGAUUCAGAUCUAGAAGAGGAUGCUCUGAAGGAGGAUUUGAAGUUUUACUUCAUGAACCCAUGUGAAAAAUACAGAGCCAGACGUCAAAUCCCAUGGAAACUGGGUUUGCAGAUUCUAAAGAUAGUUAUGGUUACCACACAGCUUAUUCUUUUUGGUUUGAGUAACCAGUUGGUGGUUUCCUUCAAAGAGGAGAACACUGUUGCCUUUAAGCAUCUGUUUCUGAAAGGCUACUCAGGGGUUGAUGAAGAUGAUUAUAGUUGCAGUGUAUACACGCAGCAGGAUGUUUAUGACAGCAUUUUUUUUGCUAUUAAUCAGUACUGCCAAUUAAAGAAUAUAUCCCUGGGCACACUUGGUUACGAACAAGAUGAAGACGAUGUGUCAGGCUUACAGAUCUGUAAACAACAGUACAAGAAAGACACAAUGCUUCCUUCCAAUGAUACGCUGAACAUAGAUGUUACCAUUGAAACAGAUUGUAUUCAGCUAGAGCCACAAAUGCUAGCCACUAAGAGGUCUGGUGAUUUGAAGAUGAUAAAUUCAUCAUUUUUCAACUUCGAAUUUUAUAGGCUUAUACAGGUUGAAAUCUCCUUUCAGCUUAAAGGCAUUGAUCUACAAACUGUUCAUGCCAGAGAAUUGCCUGACUGCUACGCCUUUCAGAAUACUAUUACUUUCAACAACAGAGCCCACAGUGGUAAAGUAAAAAUUUAUUUUGAUAGUGAUGCUGAUAUUCAAGAAUGCAAAGACUGGCAUAUAUCUGGAUCUACAGUUCAGAAAAACACUCAAUAUAUUUUGGUUUUUGAUGGAUUUGUCAUUGUAAGCUGUUUUGCUUCCCUUAUACUCUGCACACGAUCCAUUAUUCUUGCUCUGAAAUUGCAGAAAAGAUUUGUGAAUUUCUUCCUGGAAAAGUACAAACGUCAUGUUUGUCAUGCUGAUCGUCUGGAGUUUAUAAAUGGAUGGUAUGUCCUGGUAAUUAUCAGUGAUGUGAUGACAAUCAUUGGAUCUAUAAUGAAAAUGGAAAUAAAAGCCAAGAACCUCACAAGUUAUGAUGUUUGCAGCAUCUUACUUGGAACAUCGACUUUGUUUGUUUGGGUUGGAGUCAUCAGAUACUUAGGAUAUUUCCAGACAUACAAUGUGCUCAUUUUAACAAUGCAAGCAUCAUUGCCCAAAGUUCUAAGAUUUUGUUGUUGUGCUGGGAUGAUAUAUCUUGGCUAUACAUUCUGUGGCUGGAUUGUAUUAGGGCCUUAUCAUGAAAAGUUUGAAGAUCUGAACACAGUUGCUGAAUGUUUGUUUUCUUUGGUCAAUGGUGAUGACAUGUUUGCAACAUUUGCUCAAAUCCAGCAGAAGAGCACCUUGGUGUGGCUGUUCAGUCGAUUAUAUCUGUAUUCCUUCAUUAGUCUAUUUAUAUACAUGAUCCUCAGCCUUUUUAUUGCACUCAUUACAGACUCUUACGACACCAUAAAGAAAUACCAGCAAAACGGCUUUCCAGUAACAGAUCUUCAUGAAUUCCUUAAAGAAUGCAGUAGCACAGACUAUAGUAAAGAACCACAGGCUUCCAUGCCCUUCAUCUGCUGUUGUAGGAGACGAGGAAGUGAUGACAAUUUGAUACUUAUUAACUGACAACCUACUGCUGAAAGUCACUGCUCAAGAAUGUUCAGAAAGAACAAACUGUUGUGGAAAAACAACCCCCCAAAUUUCAAGAUCUGUCAUUUGGGGCGAUUUCCUUGUAAACAUUAUGACCCUAUUUACUUAGGUAGUUUGGGGAGGCGAGCAGGGCAAAAAGCUGCUAAUGGCUGGUGUCAGCUGGCUGACCAUGUUGGAAGCUCAAAAGCUACCUUUAUUUGGACUAGAAUUAUGAAGAACUGAUGAUGAUUCUCACUCUGUGUUCUACUGUCUUUAGUCCUGAACCUGAGAGACGCUGUCUGUGGGAACUCAGCACUUUCUUCAGAUGCAGCCCCAAACUAACCAUCUGAUUCUUAAAUAUUUAUAUUAAGAAACAUAUUUAAAAAGAAUUAAACACACUUGUUUUUAAGUAGAAUGUUGAAUAUUGAAAUUAUUGGUAAGGAGUGUUUCAGGUCAUUCAUUUAAAGUGAUGUAUUGGAAGUGGAGAUUGUAAUUCCUAUUUGGUAUAAAACAUGAUUCAGUUGCUUGAAAUAAAUUUGUGUA